Molecule: messenger RNA, 441 nt
Organism: Anisakis simplex (herring worm)
Lineage: Eukaryota; Metazoa; Nematoda; Chromadorea; Rhabditida; Anisakidae
Source: the annotation of a GenBank genome assembly
AUGAAGUUUUUAAUCACAUCAAUAGCAACUUUGCUAAUUGGUGCCGUAUCUAUUACAAUCGGCAUUCUUCUAUUAACGUUCUUCCCUCUAAGGAUCGACAAUGAGGUUGCCAAACGUAUAUAUCUUGGCUAUAAUGAAAAUGGAACAUAUAACGAUAUGACGUUGAAGUGGAUCGAUCCAGAGUAUUCAAUGAUGCUACAGAUUUGGAUAUUUUCCUUGGAAAACGAAGAAGAUGUCAUCAAAAAUGGAGCCUUUCCAAAUUUCACACAAAAAGGACCAUACAGUUUCACUGAAGUGCAGCAUAAAGAGCAUAUAAAUUUUCUGAUGAAUGCGACGCGUGUCACAUAUCGAAAUAAACGUUUUUACACAUUCGAUGCGAACAGCUCUUGUGCCAGCUGUUCACUAGGAGAUCAAGUCACUUUCCCGAAUGUCGUCUUCCAG